Messenger RNA from Peronospora belbahrii, 687 nucleotides. The record is from the annotation of a GenBank genome assembly. NCBI's taxonomy places the organism in Eukaryota, Oomycota, Peronosporomycetes, Peronosporales, Peronosporaceae.
AUGACCCAUUCGCACACAUUUGGUGGCUAUGCUGGCGAACAACCAAUCACACGCAAUGAUCUUAAACACGCCACUCGUAUCGUAGUCAAGAUGGGCACAAGCGUCGUGUCGACAAGUGGUGAACCCGCACUUGGUCGCAUCGCGUCUAUCGUGGAGCAGGUUUGCAUGUUGAAACGUCAAGGCAAAGAAGUAUUGCUAGUGACGAGUGGUGCUGUGGGUAUUGGUCGCAAGCGUCUAAACAAGCAAAUCUUGCUCUCGGCCUCUUUGCGCACUCAUGUGCAAGGCAAUCAGCAAAUGUUGGCGCUUGAAAAGAAGCAGGGCGCCAUGGCCGCCGCUGGUCAAAUUGGCCUCAUGUCACUCUAUGAAACACUUUUUUCACUUUAUGAUGUGGCUUGCUCACAGGUGCUUGUCACAGCGUCGGACUUCAAGACGGCUCAGAACCGCGCAAAUAUGCGCGACACAAUGCUCAACCUUCUCGAGCUUGAUGUGGUCCCAAUUGUCAACGAGAAUGAUGCAGUCAGUGCGUCGCCAGAUGGAACUGUCUUUACAGAUAACGACUCGCUCGCUGCUUUGGUAGGCGGCGAAAUUGAAGCUGACCUGCUCAUGCUGCUUACAGACGUAGAGGGUUUGUACAAUAAACCCCCCUACCCAGCCUGGUGCAAAGAUUAUUUCGGUCUUUCGUCCUGA